AUGCAGUCCAUCUUGACCCGUCAGCGCACGCUGUUUGCUGCGUCGGCCGCGUUUGUCGUCGCCUCCAUCUCGGUCAUCUCGGCGCGCAGGAGCGCUUCCGUCGCAAGCAGGACCGCCGCACAUUUCUCAGCCACCACUACGUCGCUGUCGGAUUUGUCUCCCAACGAAUGCUUGACUGUCACCGCCGCGCUCAAUCGUCCUGCGUCUCCUUGCAAGCCCAUCCUUUCGCAAGAACUGCUCUCCAACUUCCACACGUAUCUUCAGGCUCUCGUCUCCGUCCCACACCAGCUGUAA
Moesziomyces aphidis is the source of this 294-nucleotide messenger RNA. NCBI's taxonomy places the organism in Eukaryota, Fungi, Basidiomycota, Ustilaginomycetes, Ustilaginales, Ustilaginaceae. The record is from the annotation of a GenBank genome assembly.